Messenger RNA from Funneliformis geosporum, 137 nucleotides. The record is from the annotation of a GenBank genome assembly. NCBI's taxonomy places the organism in Eukaryota, Fungi, Glomeromycota, Glomeromycetes, Glomerales, Glomeraceae.
AUGGUUAAGAAAACUACCAAAAAGGAAGUUAGUAAAAAACUUCCGAAAGUUAAAAAAACUAGUUCCAAAACUAGUGAACUUAGCCAAACUAAAAAGUUGAAAACUAAGAAACUAACUACUGAAGAAAAGCAAGAAAA